AUGUUUUCGCGGAGUAAUUCCAUCGACCGAUCGCAUAACAACCGGUAUAGCGUCGUGAGUGCUGUCUGGGGUAGCUUCUUUCCUUUUUUUAAAUUUCCACUACUUUUUCAUUUUUCCUGCUCCUUUCUUUCUUUCUUGUUUAUUUUGAAAUUUUCUUCUUUCUUUUACAUUCCUUUUCUUGUUGCUUUCUUUCUUAUUUCUUUUUUACCCUUUCAAAUUUUCUUUAAUACUUCCCUUCUUAUUCUUAUUCUUUCUUUCUUUCUUUCUUUCUUUCUUUCUUUCUUUCUUUCUUUCUUUUCUUCCUUGAUUAUUUUUCUGGCUAUUUCUCCAAUACAUGCCCAGUUAUAUCUUAUCUAUUUAUUUCUCAAUUUUUCUAUUUAUUCAUCUUAUUUUUCACGGACUCAUUCCUUCCUCAUCUUUGUUUCUUUCUCCCUUUGUUUAUUUAUUUAUUUCUCAUUGUCUUUUCUUUGUUUCUUUUUCUUCUCUUUUUCUCGUCUUCAUUUCUUUCUUUCUAUAUUUUAA
Molecule: messenger RNA, 522 nt
Organism: Acanthosepion pharaonis
Lineage: Eukaryota; Metazoa; Mollusca; Cephalopoda; Sepiida; Sepiidae
Source: the annotation of a GenBank genome assembly